This is a messenger RNA of Ziziphus jujuba (common jujube), 1064 nucleotides long. RefSeq lists its product as uncharacterized. The transcript has a single exon. The record is from RefSeq and is a predicted model, not a curated record. The coding region runs from base 87 to 905 and encodes 272 amino acids. Lineage: Eukaryota; Viridiplantae; Streptophyta; Magnoliopsida; Rosales; Rhamnaceae.
CCCAUCCCCCUAUUUAACCCCCCAUUUUCUCGCCAUUGUCACUUAUUCCACAUCAACUCCAUCUUUCUAUCUUAAAUGUUAGUACCAUGGCAGCUGAGCUUGGCCUUUUACCCUUGACCCAUCUCAAUAAAUUGCCUAAAUCACAAGACAAUAAUAUUCAAAAUCAAGACCAUCAUCAUCAUCAAUUGAACCCUAGUUUGAUCCCCAGUAGUGCUUGGAUGUGGAACCCUAAGCAAACUCAUCAUCAACAAGAAGAAGAUGAUUCAUGGGAAGUUAGGGCUUUCGCAGAAGAUACCGGAAACAUCAUGGGAACCACAUGGCCUCCGAGGUCUUAUACUUGUACUUUUUGUAGAAGGGAGUUCAGGUCUGCUCAAGCCCUUGGCGGUCAUAUGAAUGUGCACCGCCGCGACCGUGCUCGUCUCCAUCAAGUUCAGCCCAAUUCAAUCAACCCUGCUGGCUCAUCAUCAUCGUCUUCGUCUUCUGCUUCGUCAUUUCUAAUCCCGACGCAAGAAUUCGUGGCCAAUGGCAGUGGGUUAUGUCUUCUUUACCAAUUCCCUAACCCUGGUGGUGGUGGUGGUGGUGGUGGUGGUGGUGGUGGUGGUAAUGGUGGUGUUGGUGGUGUGUUUCAUUCAGCGACUUUAAAUGCAUGCACUGAUUCAUCAUCAUCAUCACCUUCCACUAUUCUUUCAAUCUCACCUUAUCCACCAGGAAACCUACUAGCAACUUAUUCGCCGCCUGUAAAUUUUCCGGUCAGGCACUUACCGGAAAUUACAACGAAUGCAUCUGACCAUUGUCCGUCAAAUAGAGCUGAUCAGCAACCCUUGGCUUCAAGUUCUACCGAAAAUGGCAAUGAAGAGAUUGAUCUAGAGCUUAGGCUCGGGCAUGGUCCAACCCCAACUUGUUGACUAACAAAUUAAGGAAAUUAAAAAUCAUGGGAGGUGUGAGUUGUAUUUAUAUUUGUUCAAUGUUGAUUUGAAAGACAAUGAUAAUUUUGAUAUGUAAGAAACAGUCUUGAAUUAGCUUCUUUUUCUUUUUUCUUUUUUUUCUUUUUUUUUGUGUUUAUA